UUCUUCGGAAUGAGUAACUACAGUGGAAAGCAGAAAAAGACACUGUGGAUCCUCCAAAGCUGGUGUAGUCGAUGGCUCUGAAGUCAAUGUGGAUCAAGAAUUUUCCUGGAUGUGUCAUCAUGGAAGAUGGCACCAAACCUCUGUGCCAUGGCAAUACAAGUCUUUUCCUCAAGAAGAGAGAAUUCCAUUAAACACGGGCUACUCAUCUCCAAGUCAAUCUAUCUUUCUCCUCCACUCUUUCCUUUUCCCACCCAACUCCCGACUCCCAACUCCAAACCAACAUCCUUUUAAUUCCUCCUCUGCUCAGUCCCACCCAUAUGCUUACCCCUCUGCAUCAGUCCCCGAGAGAAUAGCCUUCUCUUUUUGUUCUCUGAACUCGUCCAUCCAAUGGAAAACCUUCACCAUGGAUUCCAUGAGAACGAGCAGCAAUCUUCCCAUCCCACCUCCCCUUACUCCAACUCCAGCAGUAACAACGGCAGCAGCAGCAGCAGCAAUGGUGUGACAGCAGCUGCAGCAGCGGCCGCUUGUUCGCCCACACCUCUCACUCCCCAGUCCUUACCGAAAUCCGUCGACACCAAUCCUUUCCCCACCACUUUCAUCCAGGCUGACGCCUCUUCCUUCAAGCAAGUAGUCCAGAUGCUCACAGGCUCCGUGGUGACGGCCGCCAAGCACGCCGGCGCCACCGCAGCGCCGCCAACCAAGAACUUGGUUUCGCCCGCCGCGAAGGCCACCGGCCCCAAGAAGCCAACUUUUAAGCUCCAUGAGCGCCGGGGCAGCCUCAAGAACCUGAAGAUGAUAAGCCCAAUGAUCCCAGGUUUCGUCAAGACCGACCCGAGUUCUCCCAUGGGCGUGGCCUUCUUCUCCCGGAGGCAGCCGGAGAUCCUCUCGCCGAGCAUGCUGGACCUGCCGUCGUUGAACCUCAGCCCCGUCACGCCUUUGAUCCCCGAUCCGUUCAACCGGACGCCGCAACCCAGUCCGGCCGCCGCCACCGGAGCAGCGAUGUCGGCCGAGGACCGGGCGAUUGCCGAGAGGGGGUUCUACUUCCACCCUUCGCCAAAGACCACGCCGAGGGGCUCGGAGCCGCCGAGGCUGCUGCCGCUGUUCCCGGUCACGUCCCCGAGACCGUCAUCGGCUUCGGCUGCCGGCACUUCCAUUUAGAUUGGUGGUAUGAGAAGAACGGUUCAAACGUACAAUUUGAGCUUCUCACUCGAGAGCUUUUGAUUUCUAAUUCUCUCUGUCAUGCAAACCAAUUAAUCCAACAUGAGAUGAAUGAUCUCUGCAUGGUGCCUCUCUUUCUUCUCUAUGUAUCGUCUUCCUUAUCAAGAGCUUUCUCUUCCACCUUCUUGGACAUAUGAUAAUGUCUAGUCGUGGACUAGGAAAAAAAUUGAUCUCUUCAUGCGGUCA
Musa acuminata AAA Group (dessert banana) is the source of this 1404-nucleotide messenger RNA. RefSeq names its product VQ motif-containing protein 4. Bases 388 to 1158 code for a protein of 256 amino acids. The record is from RefSeq and is a predicted model, not a curated record. NCBI's taxonomy places the organism in Eukaryota, Viridiplantae, Streptophyta, Magnoliopsida, Zingiberales, Musaceae. The transcript has a single exon.